GCUACCAAGGCGGGAGCGGUCGCGCAAAUUGUUUGGGGAAUAAACUUUAUGUUUAUUCGUCAGAGACACCGUUAACUAUUUGUUUGAGUGACACGUCUUGUAUUGUGAAGUGAUUCUGUGUCCGUAGGAUAAAACCUAGAAAUCGCCGAUUACCGUCAUAUAACAAAAAAUAGAAAGGCGGGCAGAAAUUCGUUUCAUCCAAAACAGAAUGUUGCGUUUUGGAUUGCUAUUGUUACUUGUCACAGUAAGUAAACAACUGUCAAUAUCGGACUUUAAUGUACAAAGUCCAGUAAAAAAAGGGGAUGAUGUACUUCUGCAAUGUCGAUAUAAAUUAGAUCAAGGUGAAUCUGAUAAAGCGUUAUUUGUCAAAUGGUGGUUCACCCCCAUGAAUGGCAGCAGCGAUGAUAGAAGCCAAAUCUACCAAAGAAUAGUAGGCCAUGAUCCUGUUUCAAUUCAUCACGAUAUGAAAAUAGUGGAAAAUGACGACAUUUUAUUGCUGAACGUUUCAGUGAAGGACUCUGGAACGUACGAAUGUGAAGUUUCUAAUAUAGAGGAAGUUCGCUUAUAUCGAGAUUUAAUAGUCUAUACAACUGGCAGUGGUGUCGAACUGGAUAUUUCAAGAACGGAAGAUGGUCCCGAUGAAGAUGAAGACGAAGAUGUUGUGAUCAUGUGUUAUGCGACUGAUGUUUCGCCGUAUCCUGACCUCACUGUUACUGUAAAUGGAGACGCUAUAAAUUCGUCAAAGGCUGUAAUAACGAAUCCAGAAGAAUUGUUCGACGUCUAUAGCAACAGUACGAUUAGCGACGACGUGGCCGCCGGAGCUGAGAUUAAAUGCCAACUUUCGUUUCAAGACGUGCAAAUUACAGACGAAUCACUAAUCGUCACCCAAACCUACAGCAGCACUGCUGAGUCUCUGACGGAGAAUUCCACAGAAUUGGUUACUACUACGGAGGCCACUGAAACCGAUAUAUUAAACUCUGGGAAUGGCGUCACACCAUACUGGAUAGUACUUCUCCUUGCACUGUUUGUUUAUUGAAUUGUUUGUAAUAUGAAUAUUAUUAAAUGUUGAAUGUAA
This is a messenger RNA of Zerene cesonia (dogface butterfly), 1075 nucleotides long. RefSeq lists its product as uncharacterized. The transcript has 7 exons. Lineage: Eukaryota; Metazoa; Arthropoda; Insecta; Lepidoptera; Pieridae. The record is from RefSeq and is a predicted model, not a curated record. Bases 209 to 1036 code for a protein of 275 amino acids.